AUGAACUGCAUAAAACUUUUGGAGAAAGAAGAACAACGAACGGUUAAACUCAACAAUGAUAUUGUAUUCCUUAAACGAUGCCGGACACACAAUCUGACCCCAAAAGGAAUGAAGAUCAAAAACCAUUGGUGCCAUAUUCCUGGAUCCAACGAUUUACUCAAAAAAGCAGAACAAACUUUGGUUAAACUGCAAAUCCAUUUCAAAUUUGCUGAAUUGGAGAAAUUGAAGAAAUCGAUCUCAAUUAAACAACAACAACUCAUAACUCUUCCUCCAACUGUCAACGAGAAAGUGUCAAAAUACAUGCGUGAUGAUAAAAUGGCUUUCAAUCUACAGACCAAAACCCUACAAGCAAAGAAAUUUGACCAUCUCCUGAGAGGAACUAUCACAACAAAAGCCACCAGACAUCAACCCUUUCCCAGCAAAAUAGCUACACACCACGACAUAGAGAAAAGUAUAGUAAAUCUAUCCCAUCGCGAACUAACAGAGGACGAAACGAAAGCACUUCAACUAGGUCUAAAUUACGCCCUCCCAUAUUUCAAACACAAGGACCUUAUUAUAGAAGCAGGCAUAAAUAUAGAACUAUGUUUGAAUGACUUCGAAAUAACGGAAGUACACAAGAAUAAAAUUCGAUCAGGAAUUUCCAGAAUAUUACACUCAGAGAUCAACAAGCCAGACGAAGUGUCCAGAAACUACGAGUGGCUGAAACCAAUUUGUAAAAAUCUCAAACAAGAUAAAUCUAUUACAAUCGUCCCUGCAGACAAAGGAAAUAUGACAGUGAUCAUGUCCACAACCAAAUACGACGAGAAAGUUCAAGAGCUACUUAAUGAUCCGAAUUACACCAUCAUCCCCACCGACCCUACGAAAUUAGUGGAACAAGAAAUUCACACCUUGAUCCCAAAAUUCUAUGGACUCCCCAAAAUCCAUAAAGACGGUGUACCUUUUCGUCCGAUUGUGGAUUUCCGAAAUUCACCUUCUUAUAAUCUAGCUCAUUUCCUCAACAAGAUUCUAAAAUGUGUCACGUCCAAAUUCCCCACUUCUCUGAAAAAUUCAUAUGAAUUUGCAGACAAAAUCAAGAAUUUCAUUGUCCCCCCCAACAAUGAAUUGAUCUCAUUUGAUGUCACUUCACUAUUCACACGCGUCCCAAUACAACAAACCCUGAAUUAUAUUAAGAAACGACUGGACUCCUGUAACGAUUGGAAAGCUGUCACAAAACUGACCUCGGAAGAAGUGAUGAAACUAAUCAGAAUCACAGUCAACUCCAACUAUUUUACCCGAAAAGGAAAGAUUUACAGACAAAAAGAUGGAACACCAAUGGGAAGCCUAAUUUCACCGGUCUUUGCAGAAUUUUGUCUACAAGAAUUACAAGAACAAUUAAUAUUGAACAAUCCAGACAUUCCUUUUUACCAAAGGUUUGUGGAUGACUCCAACGGCUGUAUCAAGGCAGGCAAGAAGGAUAGUAUCCUCCAAUCUCUUAACAGUUUUCACCCCAGUAUCCAAUUUACAUGUGAAACAGAAGAAAGUCGCAAGCUGCCAUUUUUGGAUGUCUUAAUAUCCCGAGAUGAAGAUGGAACCAUUCACAGACAAGUUUAUCGCAAACCGACGCACACUGGGAGAUACCUCAACUAUAACUCAUACCACCAUCCAUCCCAAAAGUUGGCUGUAAUAGAUGCCCUCAGUUAUAGAGCUUUCAAAAUAUGCGAUGACGAAUAUCUAGAAAAUGAACUCAAUUUAAUAACAAGCUCUUUGAUGACAAACGGAUAUCCGAAAAACUUAAUCAAAUUAAGGAUAGAAAAAAUGAGGACAAAAUUUUCAACCCAACCUACUAACCAUGAAAAUCAAGACGAGGCAAAAUCACCAAGAAUAAUCUUACCGUAUAUGGGACCACUCACCCACCGAUUAACGAAUUACUUACGCAAUAACCUAAAUUGCGAGUUCGGAUAUUUGACUGGGAAGAAGAUGAAACAAAUAAUCUGUUCCUACAAGGAGAAUCCACCAUCCGAUAAAGUGAGACAAGCCGCCCGCUUAAUCAACGAGUAA
This is a messenger RNA of Folsomia candida, 2037 nucleotides long. RefSeq lists its product as uncharacterized. Bases 1 to 2037 code for a protein of 678 amino acids. The transcript has 3 exons. The record is from RefSeq and is a predicted model, not a curated record. NCBI's taxonomy places the organism in Eukaryota, Metazoa, Arthropoda, Collembola, Entomobryomorpha, Isotomidae.